AUGCUGUAUUUCGAAGAUUUUAUGGAAGCUGUAGAAAAUCUUCCCGACGAGCUGAAAGAAAGCCUCGCGACUGUUCGUCAAUUGGAUCUCUCCGUUCUAACUAUCAUGGAACCUUUAAAAGAAACCACCAAGACAUUUUUUGAAGAUAAUAAAUGUGGUCGUCUAUCUGAAUCGCAGAAAGCUGCUCAACGUGCUGAAAUCAUGGCGGAAUAUGAUAAGGCCUUGUCAUAUUGUAAGGAAAAAAGAGGAAUCGUAGAAAAAAUAUUUUGCACGUACAAGAAAUUGGUCCGCAAGUUGGAUGCUGAAUUGGAAAAAUUUCGUCUUGAAUUGGAAGCAGACAACUCUGGGGUAACAGAACAAAUUGAAAAGAGAGUCCUCGGCAAGUCACCGUGCGCUAUCAUCAAGCCGGAAAUCCGUCGUCGGAUCGUGGGUCAGGCUUGUCGCACUGUCCUCAAAUCGCCAGUCGGCCGCUCAGUUCAUUCCGCUAACCAAGCCCAACGGAUGGCCGGGCGCACUCAUGGUCGCGUGGGCGGAACAAGUAUUUCGCAGUUGCGUGCUUCUGAUGCUUGGCGCUUGCCCACUGGAAAUGCUCUGAGAAACUCAGCCGAAGCUCAAACCGGUUCUGUUGGAUCCACCGAUGAGCUUUGCUUCCCCCGACGAAUCAAAACCGACUAUUUCCCGGAUCCGGAUCCAUACGGGACCGAUUCUAACUAUGACACCAAACCCAUCAGUCUGAAUCUAUUCCCUCCGAGCUCCACGAUAAAAUCCACUCAGGACGGAAGCGAAUAUAACGAGUCCGGUUUUAGUCAUGACAUAACCAUGUUAGCAACUAAAAGUUCCCCGUUUUAUGGGCUGGGGGCCAACAGCGAAGCUGGCUCCUCAACUUCAGACAAACCCACAACUCCCAUGAGUGGUAGUCGCGGAUCGAGACAAGGUCAUUCGAAUGUCCUCCCCCAUACAUCCGAUCUCUCUGACAGUGGGAUUCCCUCGGGUCGUAGUGCGUCCACAAGCACUGUUGACUCUCGCCUCAGCGGAAUCCCGAGUCCCGUGAGUUGGCCGCCCACGAGCUCCUCACGAGAUCGCCGCUCUCGAGGGUCUCGCCGGAUGGGGCGUGACGCUCUGUUUGACGAACUGGUAGCCCCCGAUAGCUUGCAGUCCUCCGCUGAGACUGCCGGUUUCGAAGACGGCACCGCCUCCGGGGGGAUGAUGACACCCACCGAUAGUGUAUUUGAACCCGGCUCCUUCGGUUUCGUCCCUGACAUGAAGUUGGAACCCGUUUCGUCCACUCUGGGCGACGAAGGGGAGGAGGAAGACGAGGAUCAGAAGCGUUAUUGCAUUUGCAACGACGUUAGCUACGGUGAUAUGAUUGCAUGCGACAAUCCAAACUGCUCAAUCGAGUGGUUUCAUUAUGGUUGCGUCAAUCUCACAGUAGCACCCAAAGGCAAUUGGUUUUGCCCAAGUUGUAUCAAAUCCUAUUCGGGUAUCAAAGGGAUGAAGAAACGGAUGACACGGAAGUGA
Molecule: messenger RNA, 1518 nt
Organism: Dicrocoelium dendriticum
Lineage: Eukaryota; Metazoa; Platyhelminthes; Trematoda; Plagiorchiida; Dicrocoeliidae
Source: the annotation of a GenBank genome assembly